Canariomyces notabilis is the source of this 1902-nucleotide messenger RNA. RefSeq names its product cysteine proteinase. Gene Ontology annotation, biological process: protein deubiquitination; mRNA processing; spliceosomal complex assembly. The record is from RefSeq and is a predicted model, not a curated record. Bases 95 to 1753 code for a protein of 552 amino acids. Gene Ontology annotation, molecular function: cysteine-type deubiquitinase activity; zinc ion binding. The transcript has a single exon. NCBI's taxonomy places the organism in Eukaryota, Fungi, Ascomycota, Sordariomycetes, Sordariales, Chaetomiaceae.
UCGUCCUCGAGAAAUUUCCCCAUCAACAACAACACGACGAUCGUCUGCCACAAGAUCAGCCAGGUACUGUGACCGCUGCCAUCAAUACCCAGGAAUGUCUAAACGGCAAGCAUCAGAGGCUUUCGAAGAUCUCUCGGGCGUUGACUCGCCGGCAUCCAAGAAGUCGAGAUUUGACGACUACAAUAAGAGCCUGACCCCGGUCAGCGCAAACGGAAACGGCGACGAACAGAGCGAAUCCGCGCAUCCAAAUGGGCUGGGAAAUGUGGAAGAUGGAGAGACGGACCGUUACUCUGAUGAUGACGAGACGGACGAGAGGGCACCCAUCAGGCAGUCAGCGCCGACGGCAGGCUACGACGACCUUUACCUAGACACGAUCGACCGCAAUGUCCUCGAUUUUGAUUUCGAGAAGCUCUGCUCCAUCACCCUAUCCAACAUCAACGUCUACGCAUGUCUAGUAUGCGGGAAGUACUACCAGGGCCGAGGCCCCAAAUCGCACGCCUACUUCCACGCGCUCGACGAGGACCACCACGUCUUCAUCAACAUGAGCACCCAGAAGGUCUAUGUGCUGCCCGAAGGGUACGAGGUCAUGAGCAAAUCCCUCGACGACAUCAAGUACGUGUCAGAUCCGCGGUACACACGGCAAGAAGUGGCCGAGUUUGAUCGCGUACACCGCACAUCCUGGACGCUCCAAGGGAAGGAGUAUACCCCUGGCUUUGUGGGAAUGAACAAUAUUAAGGAGAACGACUACCUCAAUGUCAUUGUGCAAGCCCUCUCCCACGUCUCGCCCUUGCGAAACUAUUUCCUUCUUGAAGACUUUAGUUCCUCACCGGAGCUUGUCAAGCGGGCGUCGAUCCUCUUUCGCAAGAUCUGGAACCCGCGCGCCUUCAAGUCACAUGUCUCUCCCCACGAACUCCUCCAAGAAAUCUCCCUGCGAUCCAACAAGCGAUUCACUUUGACCGCCCAAUCUGACCCUGUCGAGUUCCUCUCCUGGUUUCUCAACAACCUGCACCUCGGCCUCGGUGGGUCCAAAACCAAACCCGGCUCGAGCGUAAUCCAGCGCAUCUUCCAGGGCAAACUUAAGGUCGAGUCGCAAGCCAUCACGGCGCGGGCGGACGCGUUGGACCGCCUGCGUUUCGAGGAAGCGGCCGAGGUGAAGGUGGAAACGGCCCGCUUCCUCCUCCUGACGCUCGACCUGCCGCCCGCGCCGCUCUUCCAGGACGAGCAGGAGCGCAACAUCAUCCCGCAAGUGCCCUUAACCACCAUCCUGUCCAAGUACAACGGCGUGACGGCGCAAGAGCUCAACGCGCAGCGCCGGCGGUACCGCCUGCUGCACCCGCUCCCGCCCUUUCUGGUCCUGCACGUCAAGCGCUUCAGCAAGAACAAGUUCGUCGCCGAGCGCAACCCCACCAUCGUCACUUUUGACCCGAAAAACCUCGACCUGUCGCCCUACGUCGAGCCCGACCCGGCCCACCACCCCCCGGGGGAGCCCAUCUGGUACGACCUCGUCGCCAAUGUGGUGCACGAGGCGGUGCGCGCAAAGGAGGACGUGGCCGACAGCGCCGUCGGCGAGGAGCGCAAGACGUGGAAGGUCCAGCUGCGCGACAAGGCCACCGACGAGUGGGUCGUCGCGCAGGACCUGUUUGUGGACAAGAUCCGGAGCGAGCUGUUGUACCUCGGCGAGACGUACCUGCAAAUCUGGGAGAGGAGGAGGGGGCCGCCGCCGUCGGCUGGAAAGGGAAAAGGGAAGGGGUAAAAGAGAGAGGGAAGGAGACGAGACGGGUGACCAGCGUGAUGAGACUGAUGUAGCUAGGAGAAGGACGGGAGAGGGGAGAUACCAAGAUUUUGUGUCAAAGAUACCAAUGGAAUGUGAAUUUGCAGUGAGCUGGUUGGCAAAUCACCAAC